AGUAAAAAUGAUAUUCGAGGACGAGGGCGAAAUUCGUGAUUUCGUAACGACUACACGAAGAGACUUUCAGGGAAGAAAGAUAAAACCGAUUUUCAAAACAAAACCAUUUUUCACCGAAUACGACGAAUCUAAUUCUGUUACUGAUGCUUACAAAGAAUACUUGCAUACCAAGAAACAUAGCGAGCGUUUACCGUACUCUCAACGACUAGAACCAUCGGAAGUAGUUUUGAAAAAACUAUUGAAAGAAAAACCAUACUUGAGCAAAUUUAUUCAUGGUCCUCCAAACGAAGAACCAGUUGACCUCCGAAAACAACAUUUAGCAUCAAGUGUCUAUCAAGAUGAAAUUUGUCACAUUGUUGACAAUCCUCAACUAUAUUUUGAUCGUGUCGAAGACAGUGUUGAGUUCACAGAUGAUUACGUUGUUCCAGAGUCUACUCAGCAAAGAGCAUUUAGACAUCCUCGGCAAUUUUUAAAGAAUUACAUUUUUGCCCGGCGACCUGCGACAAAAUUACCCAACAAUUUGGUUGUCAAUGAAAAAGAACGAGAAAUUUUAAAAGUCCAGUAAGUAAUUUUUUAUUAGAAAAACA
Messenger RNA from Trichogramma pretiosum, 587 nucleotides. RefSeq lists its product as uncharacterized. The record is from RefSeq and is a predicted model, not a curated record. Bases 8 to 565 code for a protein of 185 amino acids. The transcript is spliced from 3 exons. NCBI's taxonomy places the organism in Eukaryota, Metazoa, Arthropoda, Insecta, Hymenoptera, Trichogrammatidae.